AUGCACAGCCUUCUCAAACGAUGUCCACGUAUCAUAUCGGCGUAUUUCUUCGGCUGCAAACGAUGGCUCGUCCCUCGAGUACACGAGGCUGACGUUACUCUGAACACGGCCGCUUUACUGCUACGUGAAGUCACUGGCCGAAGAGGGUCCGCUAAGACACCAGGAUGCGUUGCGACAACAGGUCGUGUGGGCGUCGUGAUAACAGAUCACGGAGGAGUAGCAGCAGCAGGCCCCUCGUAG
Messenger RNA from Macrosiphum euphorbiae (potato aphid), 240 nucleotides. Lineage: Eukaryota; Metazoa; Arthropoda; Insecta; Hemiptera; Aphididae. The record is from the annotation of a GenBank genome assembly.